Messenger RNA from Larimichthys crocea (large yellow croaker), 2639 nucleotides. RefSeq names its product insulin-like growth factor-binding protein complex acid labile subunit. The record is from RefSeq and is a predicted model, not a curated record. Gene Ontology annotation, cellular component: extracellular matrix. The transcript has 3 exons. Gene Ontology annotation, molecular function: protein binding. Lineage: Eukaryota; Metazoa; Chordata; Actinopteri; Sciaenidae. The coding region runs from base 132 to 2228 and encodes 698 amino acids.
UCCGCCUCCGCUGCAGAUACACAUAUUUUUUAGAGCAGAUUCAGUCGAGUUUAAAGACGUCUGCAAUCUCACUUUUUAAGCCAAACCAUCCUGAACAAGAAGAAGAACAAGAGAGAGCGCUGAAGCCGACCAUGCUAGCAGCCUUAACUCUGGCCUCCCUGAGCCUCUUGGUGUGGGGGUCUAACCUCUGCCCGCCAUCCUGCCAGUGUCUCCAUAAUCUGACCACUGUUGUGUGUCAGGUGAAAGAACUGAGCCAGAUCCCUGAGCUGCCAGAUGGCACAGAGAAGCUGUAUGUCUCAUACAACAAUAUACAGGAAAUACCUAGGCGUGGGCUGGAGAAGCUGCAGGACCUGGACCUGACUAAGAAUCAGCUGAAUGUCUUCCUCUCCUUCAACCCAGUUUGGCCCAACAUGAUGAACCUGUCUAAACUCUUCCUACGUGACAAUGGCCUGACGUUGCUACACCCUGGUCAGUUCAUAAACUGUCCUGCUCUCACAUUACUGGACCUGAGUGAGAACCAGAUUGAAUAUCUACCAGCCGGACUCCUCCGUGGAUUAGCUCAUCUAAAGACGCUGUACAUGAACUUUAACCACAUUCAAAUGUUACAGGUUGGUGGAUUGGAAGGAGCCUCUGCCCUCAAGGACCUCUCGCUUAGCCAUAAUAAUAUAACAAAGAUAGAAGAAGGUGUGUUCAACAACUCAACUGUUUUGGAGAAACUUGUUCUGUCUAGCAACAGAUUCACAAGUGUGGAUGGGGCCAGCUUCAGGGGAGCGACAGGUCUCCAAUACCUUUACCUAAGUGGCAACAUGCUGGCCACUGCUCCAGCUAAAGCACUGAGGGAUGUUAAAGGGCUCAAGCAUUUGUAUCUAGAGAGGAACCACCUCAUCAGCCUUCCAGAUGAUUGCUUCUCCUCACUGAGUAUGUUGAUUCAUCUAGAUUUGAGCAACAACAAGCUGACCAAUCUAUCUGAGGGAUCACUAAGAGGUCUGAUCAAUCUGAGUGAGUUGGAUCUUAAUAGCAACCUCAUAGAUUAUCUUCCCUCAAAAGUCUUCAGCAGUUUGAACAGACUUAAGAUACUUGAUUUGUACUCCAACAGACUGACAUCUCUUUCUCUGGACGUAUUCAGUAACUUGAUCCACCUACAAGAGCUGCAGCUGGACAGUAAUCAGAUCUCUAACAUACCAGUUGGGGUUUUUGAUUCGCUCUCCAAACUCAGUGAGCUACAGUUGGCAAACAACCACAUCCUGGAAAUCCAUCCUGCUUUGUUCAAGAAGCUCAAGGCUCUACAGAACCUGAACUUGGAGAACAACGCUAUAAAGCACCUUCCCGAAGGUGUUUUGCACAAAAUGAGGGCCCUCAAGGAGAUACACCUCAAUGACAACCGCAUCAAGUCUCUUCAUCCGUCAGUCUUCAAUGGUUUGGUGAGGAUACAUUUGCUGAGCUUCUCUCGCAAUCGUCUCUCCUCUCUACAUCCGGACCAGUUCAAAGACCUGGUCAGUUUGAAAGCGUUACACCUGGAUGAAAACCACAUAGGUAACAUUCCUGCAAGCCUGUUCAUGAAUCUAAAAAAGCUUCUUACACUGAAUCUGGACAGCAACCGUAUCUUGGAGCUGUCUCCUGAUCACUUUGUAGGGUUGACCUGCCUUAAAGAGCUCAAGCUGAGCUUCAAUCAGCUCAAUGACAUUCCUUUCAAGACCUUCCAUCCUCUUCACGACCUCCGCAGGCUCAUGCUAAAUAACAACAUCCUGGCUAGUUUACACCCUCAACUUUUUGCCCGACUUAGGAAGCUAACAGAACUCAGCUUGGAUGGAAACAACCUGAAUCACUUGCACCCUGAUGUAUUUCAAGGACUUACAAACCUCCAGAAAUUGAGUUUGAAGUCAAACCAUCUCAGAGCAGUGAACAAUGGGACUUUUGAGAUGUUGAGAAAACUUAAUGCUAUUCAUCUGUCGGGUAAUUUGUGGGACUGCACCUGUAAACAAAAUGUCUACAUCAGCAGCUGGGUCAACGUGCACAGAGACAAGCUUGGAGACCAGCCCAUGUGCUUUUUCUCCUCUACCUCACCCAUUACUCAGGACACGCCGCUCUCACAGGCAGCUCUGUCUCCUCUAUUGUUACAAGAUCAUUGCAUUACAAGUGUUGAAAGUGGCUCAUCACCUCAAUUUCCUGCUUUCAUGCUGAAUCUCCUUCUGCUCAUAGCUUUCAGCCCACUGUGGCUUCCUUUGUAGUGGUUUGGUCCCCUCUACUGUCUCUUUUCCCUGCUUUUGCUUUUCACGCUAUUGGUUUUUCGAUAUUUGUGUGUGUGCUGCAAGUUUGAAUAUCUAUAGAUGCAUUCAAAGAUUGUGUAAAUAAAGAUUAAACAUCAUUCUGGACAAAUUUGCAAUGAAAUAAUGUGAUUAUACAAAUGUGCAAGAGAGAUUUAAGUAUUAGCACUGUUGCAAAUUGGAAAAUAACCUAAACUGUCAGUUUUGUGAUUUAAUUGAAAAAUAUUGGAGCACAACUAAGUAAAACCUCACUAUAAAACAGCAUGGACUCUAGUCUACUGAUCUGCAUCAGCUCCUAUUUUUAAUGAUACUUUAUGUGCUGUGAGGGCUGAACAACUAGCUUCAUGACAGGAGAUAAGUUGUUGCUGUGUUUGC